Messenger RNA from Melozone crissalis (California towhee), 5134 nucleotides. It is a transcript of the gene TRAPPC9, whose product is annotated as trafficking protein particle complex subunit 9. The record is from RefSeq and is a predicted model, not a curated record. NCBI's taxonomy places the organism in Eukaryota, Metazoa, Chordata, Aves, Passeriformes, Passerellidae. Bases 153 to 3611 code for a protein of 1152 amino acids. The transcript has 23 exons. Gene Ontology annotation, cellular component: trans-Golgi network.
GGCGGCUCCUGUCCCGGCUGUGAGUGCCGCUUCCCCGGUUACCGCCCGGCAGCCGCGUCCCCCUGUGCUAGACCGGCUCCUGUCCCGGCUGUGAGUGCCGCGUCCCCCUGUCCUAGAGCGGUUCCUGUCCCGGCUCCUGCAGCUGAUGCAAAAUGAGUGUUCCUGACUACAUGCAGUGUGCUGAGGAUCAUCAGACCCUCCUGGUGGUGGUGCAGCCCGUUGGCAUUGUCCCUGAAGAGAGCUUUUUCAGGAUCUACAAGCGCAUUGCGGCCGUGAGCCAGGUGAACGUGCGCGACUCGCAGCGCGUGCUCUACAUCCGCUACAGGCACCACUACCCCCCGGAGAACAACGAGUGGGGCGAUUUUCAGACUCACCGCAAGGUCGUGGGGCUGAUCACCAUCACAGAGUGCUCUUCAGCCAAGGAAUGGCCUCAGACUUUUGAGAAGUUCCAUCUUCAGAAGGAAAUGUACGGCUCUACCCUCUAUGACUCCCGCUUGUUUGUCUUUGGGCUUCAAGGAGAGAUUGCAGAGCAGCCCCGCACAGAUGUGGCCUUUUAUCCCAGUUAUAAUGAGUGUGAGACUGUGGAGAAGAGAAUAGAAGAUUUUAUUGAGUCCCUCUUCAUAGUGCUGGAGUCCAAGCGUCUCGACAGAGCCACUGAUAAGUCUGGAGACAAGAUCCCCCUGCUCUGUGUUCCUUUUGAGAAGAAGGAUUUCGUAGGGCUGGACACCGACAGUAGACACUACAAGAAGCGCUGCCAGGGCCGCAUGCGGAAGCACGUGGGGGAUCUGUGCCUGCAGGCGGGCAUGCUGCAGGAUUCCCUGGUGCACUACCACAUGGCAGUGGAGCUGCUGCGCUCUGUCAACGACUUCCUCUGGCUUGGAGCUGCCCUGGAGGGGCUGUGCUCAGCAUCUGUCAUCUAUCACUACCCAGGGGGCACUGGGGGUAAAGUUGGCUCUCGCAGGGCCCAAGGAGGUUCUCUGUCUGCUGAGGCAGGCAACAGGCACAGGCCAGGGGCACAAGAAGUUCUCAUUGAUCCAGGUGCUCUUACUUCCAAUGGGAUCAAUGCAGAUACCAGUGCUGAGAUAGGACGUGCCAAGAACUGCCUGAGUCCUGAAGACAUCAUAGAAAAAUAUAAAGAAGCCAUUUCUUACUAUGGCAAGUACAAGAAUGCUGGGGUGAUUGAACUGGAAGCUUGUGUGAAGGCUGUGAGAGUCCUGGCAAUGCAGAAGAGGAGCAUGGAAGCCUCUGAGUUUCUGCAGAACGCAGUUUACAUCAACCUUCGGCAGCUCUCGGAAGAGGAGAAGAUCCAGCGUUACAGCAUCCUGUCGGAGCUGUACGAGCGCAUCGGCUUCCACCGCAAAUCGGCGUUUUUCAAGCGCAUCGCGGCCAUGCAGUGCGCGGCGCCCAGCAUCCCCGAGCCCGGCUGGAGGGCCUGCUACAAACUGCUGCUGGAGACCCUGCCUGGCUACAGCCUCUCCCUGGACCCUCAGGACUUCAGCAAAGGAACUCACAGGGGAUGGGCUGCAGUGCAGAUGCGCCUGCUCCAUGAGCUGGUCUAUGCCUCCAGGAGGAUGGGCAACCCUGCCCUGUGUGUCAGGCACCUCUCCUUCCUGCUCCAGACCAUGCUGGAUUUCCUUUCUGACCAAGAAAAGAAAGAUGUCACGCAGAGCUUGGAAAGCUACACGGCAAAAUGCCCUGGGACAAUGGAAGUCAUCACUCUUCCAGAUGGUUUGAAGCUACCUCCUGUUCCCUUCACCAAAUUGCCUAUUGUGAAAUCUGUGAAGCUCUUGAACCUCCCAACCAGUCUCCGACCUCACAAAAUGAAAAGUUUACUUGGUCAGAAUGUGUCAACCAAAAGCCCCUUCAUAUAUUCUCCAAUUAUUGCUCACAGUCGUGGGGAAGAACGAAAUAAGAAAAUAGAUUUCCAGUGGGUGCAGGGAGAUGUGUGUGAAGUUCAGCUGAUGGUGUACAACCCUAUGCCUUUUGAGCUCCGAGUGGAAAACAUGGGUCUCUUGACAACUGGAGUAGAAUUUGAGUCUCUGCCUGCUGCCCUUUCCCUCCCUGCAGAAUCUGGGCUCUACCCUGUGACUCUGGUUGGAGUUCCCCAAACCACAGGGCAGAUCACUGUCAAUGGUUAUCAUACUUCAGUUUUUGGAGUCUUCAGUGAUUGUCUUCUGGAUAAUCUGCCAGGAGUGAAGACCAAUGGCUGCGCUGUUGAAGUCAUUCCAGCUUUGCCAAGGCUGCAGAUCAGCACCUCCCUUCCAAGGUCUGCUCAUACACUUCAGCCUUCUUCAGGGGAUGAAAUCUCCACUAAUGUGUCUGUCCAGCUGUACAAUGGAGAGACCCAGCAGCUCAUCAUUAAAUUAGAAAAUAUUGGAACAGAACCUUUGGAGAAACUGGAGGUGACAGCAAAAACAGUCAACACCAAGGAGAAGCUGUAUGGAGAGUUCUUGAGUUGGAAUCUAGAAGACACCCUCUGCCAGUUCCCUCUAAAACCUGGAAAGAUUGCAACAUUUGUUGUAAACAUUAAAGUGAAGCUGGACUUUUCUUGCCAAGAAAACCUUCUGCAGGAUCUCAGUGAUGAUGGAAUCAGUGUCAGUGGACUCCCACUCUCCAGUCCUUUCAGGCAGGUUGUCAAACCAAGAGUGGAGACCAAACCUCUUAAUCCCCAGGAAAGCAGCAAAGUUGGCGAUUUCAGUCACGUCAAGACACUGGAAGCCAUUUUGAACUUCAAGUACUCUGGGGGACCAGGACAUGCUGAAGGAUACUACAGGAACCUUGCCCUGGGUCUCCACGUGGAGGUGGAGCCCUCCGUUUUCUUCACUCGCAUCAGUACCCUGCCAGCAACAAGCACCAGGCAGUGCCACCUCCUUCUUGAUGUCUUCAAUUCCACAGAGCAUGAGCUGACCAUCAGUGCCAGGAACAACGAGGAUUUAAUUCUGCACGCCGGGGAGUGCCAGCGCAUGGCUAUCCAAGUGGACAAGUUCAAUUUUGAGAGCUUCCCAGAAUCCCCAACUGAUGGAGCACAGUCGGCGAAUGCAAAGCAGCUGGAAGAAGAAAGGCAACAAGCAAGAGGCCUGGAGAUUAACAGCAAGCUGGAUAUUUGCUGGAAAAUUCCUUCCUUGAAGCGUGAAGGGGAGGCAAGUGUGGAGGGGGUUCUGAAUCAGCUGGUCCUGGAGAAUCUGCAGUUGGCUCCUCUCCAGUGGGACAUCCUGGUGGAUGGCAAGGUGUGUGACUGCGACGCCGUGGUGACGUGCCAGGUGGGGGACCCUGUGUCCCUGCAGGUGAAGCUGACCAACUGGAGCAAGCACAGCGUGGGGCCCUUUGCUCUGACCAUGAUGCCCUACCAGGACUACCAGAAUGGGGUGCACAACUAUGAGCUGCAGGAUGCCAUCACCUUCGUGGGCUCCAACACCUUCCACAUCGACACCGUAAAGCCAACCAAAGACUCUGUGUACUUUGGAGCACUUCUCUUCCUCUACACGGGCGAUUUCUACCUGAACAUCAAAUUCCAUGAAGACGGCAGCAGCAGGGAGCUGCCUCUGUCCUGGCUCUGCCUUCCCAGUGUCCACAUCCGUGCCACAGAGCCCGUGGCCCCAGCUCAGCUGUGAAUGUGGAAUGUGUGAAUGUGCCCUGGGUGCUAUUGAUCACCCAGAGCACACAGCAGAGCUUGGCACAGCCUCUGCUUGACCCCAGCUUGUUUCUGCCCAACCCCAGGACACAGUCUCUGCUCUGGAGGAGCAGCUGAACACUUUCUGAAUUGGCUGACAGUCAUUUGGACAGCUGCUUCAGCUAAUUUCAGAGGGAGAGAGAUUAUAACUGUGCUGAAGUUUUCCUCUGUUUUCAGAAAGCCUUUGAAACUAUUUGCAUUAUACUUCAAUGUGCUCCAUUGAUAUCAGUGGUUUGAAAGUGUCUUGACGGCUGAAUUUUGCAAUGUAUUUGAAGGUCUUAAAUCCUGUUUGAAUAAUCCUGUUUGAUCAUUUUUUUCAGUAAGAUUUGUGUGUCUGUAUGAAAUUCCUUCUGGUUUAUGCUGGACCCAUGGCACGUUCCCUUGGGAUAUAGAUCUCUGUUAGAUUUGUUCUCUGGCUUGCUCAUGUUCAUUUGUUUGCUGAGAAUUUGGUGUCUUUGGUAGCAAAUAGCAGUAGUGGUGCUUUUCAGUGUGCUACUGAAAGUAAGAAUAGCCUCCAGUUAUUCUCUGCCUCCCCUGAGCCCAGUGCCACUUGCUCCUGGUAAAGUCACUGCCUUUAGUUUGGCAGAUCUAUGAACUAGAAAGGAGAGAGGGUGAGGAAGAGCAAAAAGAGUUUCGUCCUUGGGAGAAUAAAUAAGCCAACUUUUGGGCUGCCUAAGGCUUGUCUGUGAAUUUAGGCUUUCACAGUUCUGUUCUACACGGUCAUAGUCACUUGAAACAUUUGCAGACUCUUAAAGAUCCACCAGAAUUAAUCAGAUGAUCAUUAAUAUACUUUUCAUGAGUUUUUGCAAACUCUUCUCACCAGAUUUUUCAUACUGAUAUACUGCUUUUUAAAUGUGUCUAGUUUUUUCCUUUUUCUUUUUGUUUUCUUAAAGUUUGGGGGUUUUUUUAAGUUUAAUUAUUAAGCAGUUAAGGCCAUGGAAUUCCUGAGUGUGAGAGUAGUUGUUGAAUGUACAGAUAAUUUAGCCUAUUUUUCAGAAUGAUGUUUUUGUAUAGCGAGACAUGUUUUUACCCCAUGUAAAGCAGGGAGAUGUUUUAGCUGUAUGAUUAAUACAUUAUUUCAUGGACCAUAUGUUUAAAAACUAUCUCAGUCUUUUCUUAAAUGCACAGUUAAAUUUGGUGGUAGUGUGCUUUGGGGGUGGAUACACCGAGAUGUGGCAGGGACACUCCAGUUAGCUCUACAUGAUUUAAAUCCAGAUGCACAACCUCUCUGCAAAUUCUUUGUUUCUUUGGAAUUCAUGCAGACAUGGGCCCCACUGAAUGCCUGGCCUGACCCUUACUGCUCAUUCUGGCUCUCUGCACCAAGCCCAGGGGUACUUUUAGGUGUGAUUGGUGUUUCCUACAGUGCUCCAAACCCCAUUCAUUGCAUGCUUGCAAGUGACUGUUCAUCCUAAAAGUAUUCCCAAGCUGGGGAACUGUGGCUGUAGCAUGGUAGUUGCAUUUCCA